Molecule: messenger RNA, 1779 nt
Organism: Saccostrea cuccullata (small rock oyster)
Lineage: Eukaryota; Metazoa; Mollusca; Bivalvia; Ostreida; Ostreidae
Exons: 5
Coding region: 1-1665 (554 amino acids)
Source: RefSeq, a predicted model, not a curated record
AUGGCUUACUGUGAGAGAAGGGCCCUAGAGAAUUGUCGGACCACCCUGGUGGAAAGACUCCACCCUACAACCCAGUUCCUGGGGUGGUUUGUACAGCAUGGGGUCAUGAAGGGGAGAGACUUCAACAAAAUUACGGAUAUAAGCACAAUGUCACAGAGGACAGAAAACUUCCUCUUUCAAGUGAUAGCCAGAAAACCUGGAGCUCUGAAAUUCCUCAUCCACAAACUGAAGGCUGACAAACGCACAGCAGACCUCGCCAAGAAACUGAAAGAUGAGGUGGAACAAGUGGAAUUUAUCCGCAGACAGAAGGUGGAACAAAGAAAACACAGGAAGAUCCUCAAGCUCCAACAAGAACUCAGCAACCUCUACUUGUUUGCUUUUGGUGAAUACUUUGUAAAUGAUAAUUCCAUAGACUUUCACUUACAAAAAUUUAAGGAACUACAGCACACCUUUGGCCAUGCUAAAUCAUUUCCAGAGAUGGUCAAAAUCAUCCUGGCUAAAAAUGCCGAGUUCGUUAUGUGGAUGAGGGAAUUAGAAGCAGUACAGACAGCUAUGGUAGAUUUGAAAUCAGACUAUAAGAGAAGAACUUGUGUCAUCAGGGAACAGUUAAAAAAGUAUGAACAGAAGAACAAAGACCUGGAGGUUGAGAACGAGACACUCAGGCAAAAUGUUCAAAGCAUGGAUACCAGUGAGCUGUAUGCUUUGGAGACUUGUCGGAAAGACAUCAGUAAUAAUCUUCUGGUGACCGAUGCUGUUCUACGUCGACUGGAAAGUACGGACAUGAUAUCCCACCGGGAUAGAAUGUGUUUCAUGAGAAUAAGACAGAGUUCAAAGAGAAACACCCAAUUAGCAGAGAUAAUGCGCAAGAAAGAAAAAGGUUUCAGUGCAUUUACGGAAGCUUUAAUGCUUGAGAGGAACAUAAACCAAUACUGUGUGGAUAAAAUGCAAAAAAUGGUGAAGCACCAUAAGCAGCAGCACAGGCUCAGAGAACUAAAAGAAACAGAUCUUGUCACAGAUGGAAAACCAUUCAGGGACACGAAAAAAUGUCCCAAGCCCUCAGUGGUGUUUGAGAGCUUCUACAAUUCAGUGGCUCCACUGGUUCAUGGUGAUAAUAAAGAAAACUGUAUGGAAAAUACAGAGAAGCAAAGCUGUGAUGGCAGUGACAUUGUGAAGGCCCUCAAACACUGCAGAAUGGCACUGGAUCCCAAAGAGGAAAAUUCAGAUGUUUCAUUAAAAGACCUGCAAAGCAAAUACCUUCAGAAGAAACUGCAGACCAUUGCCGAUGAUCUUCGAUCAGAAAGAAGCAUGUGGAAGAAAAGGAUGGAAAGUCUCCUAGUAGAAAAUGAUGAAUUAACAACAAAAGUGGAAGAACUUGAAAGUGAGCUACAGCAGGAACGGGAUGAAAAAGACAAAAUAAUUCGUGAAACAGUGGACAGAAUUGUCAAAGAGAGGCUGCUUCGACUAAAUCACGUAGAUACUAAAACUUCCUCUAAACCCAGUGUGACCAUCAACAUUCACAACCAUGGACAUUUUCAAAUGGGUGGUACUAAUGCCAUGGACCUGGACUCUGAUUCAACAUCAGAAUCGGACCAAUCAGAGAAGCCGGACUAUGAGAAUCAGAAUACACCGGACUUCCCUGGUCUGGCAGACAGCGUUCUGUAUUAAUUGGGACCAAUUUUCAAAAUCUACAUCAAACUCCUAUUAUCAAUGACUUUUGAAUGCUUCUGUGUGUUGUUUUACUUAAACAAUAAAAUGUUUUCUUUGGUUGUUAGUACAGAA